Messenger RNA from Olea europaea var. sylvestris, 1077 nucleotides. RefSeq lists its product as uncharacterized. Bases 126 to 998 code for a protein of 290 amino acids. The transcript is spliced from 2 exons. The record is from RefSeq and is a predicted model, not a curated record. NCBI's taxonomy places the organism in Eukaryota, Viridiplantae, Streptophyta, Magnoliopsida, Lamiales, Oleaceae.
UUCAACCUAACUCCUACAACUAAAAAGCUUACUCUUUUCUUAUGAUCUUAUCCUUGAGGAUAUCCAUUAGCCCAAAAUUUUUCGUAUUUAUUUCAUUUCAACGGAGUGCUAUCAAGUAAACCACCAUGGAAGCUUGUUUUCUCUCUUCACAUUCCUUUACGAAAACCAUCGAAGUUCUUCCUUCAGUCAGAGGAAGAAUUACAAGAAAAAAUCCCAAUCAAUAUCAGUGCAGGAAAUCUGGGAAUCCAUUCUCUGUAUCAUGUUGUCAAUCUGGUUCACCAUCCUCAUCUCCUCAAGACGAGUCGAUUCCUUCUAUUAAUGCCGACUGGAGAGCAUUUAGGGCUGGACUAAUCGCCAGAGACCGAGCCCUAAAGCAAGUAGAGCCUUCUUUCAUGGUUGAUCAAGACGCCAUUAUUUCUCAGCCUAAACCAAACACAAUUGGAGACAAAUGGGCCCACACCAUCCAUGAACCCGAAAAAGGUUGCCUUUUGAUUGCCACAGAAAAGCUAAACGGGGUCCACAUUUUCGAGAAGACAGUGAUCCUUCUCUUAUCGACCGGCCCAAUAGGCCCAACUGGUGUUAUACUCAACAGGUCAUCACUCAUGUCCAUUAAGGAAAUGGGCUCAUCGGCACUCGAUGUAUCGGGUACUUUUUCCAAUAGGCCCUUAUUCUUUGGGGGUCCAUUGGAAGAAGGGCUUUUUCUUGUGACCUCGAAAGAGGGGAACGAUACGGUUGGGAAAAGUGGGGUUUUCGAUGAGGUAAUGAAAGGGUUGUACUUUGGGACAAAAGAGAGUGUGGGGUGUGCUGCUGAAAUGGUGAAAAGGGAUAUGGUACAAGUAGGGGAUUUCAAGUUUUUUGAUGGAUAUUGUGCUUGGGAAAGAGAACAGCUUAGGGAUGAGAUUAGGGCCCNAAGGUUUGGUAGUUUUCUUGAAGUAAGAAAAAGCCCAACAGUGAAUGACCAUAUGGGCCUCUCAUUUAAUGUGCCGGGAACACCUUAAUCCCUUUGAUUUGUAAAUAUUAAGAAUUAAUGUAUUUGACAGUAUUGAUUCCAUUUUAUUCUCAUUAAUUUUUUAACUC